Molecule: messenger RNA, 704 nt
Organism: Thamnophis elegans (Western terrestrial garter snake)
Lineage: Eukaryota; Metazoa; Chordata; Lepidosauria; Squamata; Natricidae
Product: leukocyte cysteine proteinase inhibitor 1-like
Exons: 3
Coding region: 308-610 (100 amino acids)
Cellular component (GO): cytosol
Molecular function (GO): cysteine-type endopeptidase inhibitor activity
Source: RefSeq, a predicted model, not a curated record
ACCAGAGAUCAGCUGCUUUCCUGCCAACUUCAGCUCUUGCAGGCACUGACUCAGUCUCUGGAACCCCACCCACCCCGCUUGCGAAAGGGCCCCGACAGGCUUGGGCUGGUUCUCCUCCUUCCGUCACCCAGGAGGGCAGGGCCACGGAUGGAACCGCUCCGGCCAGCUGCAUGGACGGCCUCACAUGAUCGCAGCAGGCAGCUCCCUGGGCCAGCCAUAAAAGGCCAACAUCUGGGCUGCCCCCCGAGGCUCCUCAGACGGACAGCCACCCGGUUCUGCCAGCUGCUUCUCCAAGAACUUGAGCAACAUGAAUGUUGGGGGACUUUCUCCUCCGGAACCGGCCACUCCCGAAAUCCAAGCAAUUGCUAACCAGGUGCAAGACAAGCUGAAGGAGGCGACCAACAAGAGAUUUGCCACCUACAAGGCCGUCUUGUACCGUGCGCAGGUGGUCGCUGGCAUGAACUACUUCAUCAAGAUGCGAUGUGGAGACAUGGAGAAGGAUUACGUCCACCUGAGGGUCUUCCAGGCCCUGCAGGGUCAAGGCGGGCAGACUGAGCUCUCCGGCUUCCAGCUGGACAAGACCAAGGAUGACCCCAUCACCUACUUCUAGGGGAAGCCGCCUGUCUUGGAGGGGAGCCGUGGGAGAAGCGUCCACUGAGCCCUGGAAGCUUCCGAACAGAAUAAACACAUUUGUCCAAAAAUGC